Messenger RNA from Parastagonospora nodorum SN15, 1006 nucleotides. RefSeq lists its product as hypothetical. The record is from RefSeq and is a predicted model, not a curated record. NCBI's taxonomy places the organism in Eukaryota, Fungi, Ascomycota, Dothideomycetes, Pleosporales, Phaeosphaeriaceae. The transcript is spliced from 3 exons. Bases 1 to 711 code for a protein of 236 amino acids.
AUGGCUUCCAAUAAUGACGACGUUGAGAAUUCAGGCGCUGGCGAGCGGACACCGAUGCUUGGGAGAUCAUCGCGUCAACGCAUCCCGGCUGAUGAGGACGACGACACAUGGACGAUUACACACAUCUUGGACUUCUUCGGUGGGGGCAUAUACGCACCCAAUCCAUCAACUUACGAUCCCAUUAGGAUCAUACUCAACGAAGACGAUAGGCGCAAGGACAGCCUUACCGCUCGCUGGAGAGACAACAAGCUCAGCGAGUUGAACUUCGUUGGUAUUGUGGCUGCUCUCUUGGCUGGCGUUCUUACAUCUACUGGAAGCUGGCCCAACAUCCUUCCAAACGGCGAAGAGUCGCCGUGGUCUGUACGCACAUCUUGGUACUGUGGCAUCAUUCUCUCGCUCUUCAGCAUUCUAUCAGCUGCAGACCAGACGGUGCGGCUACAUCGCCUUUCCUCUCACCGCGAUGGGCUUGAACACAUUCGCAGACUCCUCGCGAACAACGGAGGCAAUCCCUCACCGAAGAGCGGUAAUCUUCGACCCAGUCUAGUUCAGAUCAUGACGUGGCAGAUGCCGGUCAUGUUCUUGACAAGCGCUACUAUCUGUAUGAUCGUGGGCAUGUUCCUGCAUGUCUGGUCAGCACGACACAUCUGCAGAGCCCGAGUCUAUGGGACGACAACACGAAGGUCGCCAUCACCUACACCGUCGUUGCAGUGACUGCCAUUAUCAUCUUCUUCGUGGGUCAGGUCUCACUUUACUCGUCGGUGCGGAGAUAAUUUAUGCUCCCCGACUCUUCACUUUCAUUGUCGUCCAGCAAGAUUACAGGGCUUCCCUGUUUAGCCAGGCUGGCUGUAGUCUCGGAACACCGGCACUUACGAUCGACAUGGCAUUCAAUAUGCCGAAUGAUCGCACAUAGCAGUAUGCAUAGUGGAGAGGAAUACUUGGCAACCGGCUUGGCAUUUCAUCUAAACUAGCCUAGGGGCGUGUUUUCCACCAACCACAUACUACCAAC